Molecule: messenger RNA, 3681 nt
Organism: Pedinophyceae sp. YPF-701
Lineage: Eukaryota; Viridiplantae; Chlorophyta; Pedinophyceae
Source: the annotation of a GenBank genome assembly
AUGGUCGACGACCUCGAGGCCAACGAGGCGGCCGUCGAGCAGCGCGCGCAGGAGCUCAAGCGCGAGCUGGAGGGCGAGGUGAUGGCGCUCGGGUUCCUGCGGAGCGGGGAGGCGUGCGCGGCGCGGUUCGACGCGGACGUGGAGCCCGCGCUGCGCGGGCGGCGCGACGCGGCGCGGGCGCUGCUGGACCACGUGCGCGGGUACCUGGAGGGGCAGGUCCGCACGUGGCGCAAGUGCAUCGACGCGCUGGGCGGGCUGCUGUGCGACGUGGGCACGGCGCAGGACGACCACCGGGCGCAGGUGGCGAAGAUCCGCGAGAAGAACGCGUACGUGCUGGCCAUGACGCGGCGUGCGUUCGAGGACAGCGACAAGCAGGUCGAGGAGGCGCUCGCGCAGGCGAUCCGGGACAUCCAGGAGGGGUCGUCGGAGCGGGACCUGGACCAGCUGGUGCAGGUGGCGCUGGACCACCUGAACUCGAUCGAGGGGAGCUACCGGGACUUCCACAGCAACAUGUGCAGCAUCGUCGACGCGCUCCCGCGGUCGAUCGACGACGAGUUCCGGACCUACCACCUCUCGCUGUGCGGGAAGCUGCGCGUCAACCCCAAGGUCGAGACGCCCGGGGACGCCGCGGACGCCGACAAGAAGCAGAGCGGGACCGAGCAGGGCGAGAGCGCCGCGGAGGGCGAGGCGGCGCAGGACAAGCCCGCCGACGACGCCAAGCCCGCCGAGGGCGAGGAGGGCGCGGAGGGCGAGGACGCGGCGCCCGCGGAGCCCCCGCCGCCCCCCGAGGUCUUCCUGGCCGAGGUCGAGGCGGCCGACGGCGGCUUCUGGACGUGCGCGCAGGACCUGUACGACGCCGUCAUCCUGGGCGUCGAACCGCGCAAGGAGGACAGCCAGUCCACGCUGGAGGCCACGGAGUCCGCGGAGGCGCCGGCGGCCGGGAGCCUCAAGCCGCAGCAGAGCAUCCAGAAGCAGGGCAGCCUCAAGCCGCAGCAGAGCAUUCAGAAGCAAGGGAGUCUCAAGCCGCAGCAGAGCAUUCGGAAGCAGGGCAGCCUGAAGCCGCAGCCGAGCGUCAAGCCCGGGAAGAAGGGGGAGGGGGUGCCGGCGGCGGUGACGGAGGGCGUGGCGGAGGGCGCGGCGGAGGGGGAGGGCGAGGAGGAGGCGCCCGCGGCGGACGAGGGGAGCAAGUGGGCGGACCCGCCGACGCUGCAGAGCGGCGAGGCGUGCCUGGCGGUGCUGACGAUCCCGUCGGAGCGCGUGCGGACGGCGCUGGUGUCGCUCACGUGCUCCGCGCUGGGCGACAUGUGCCAGUUCACGGCCGAGGUGAACUCCGAGGUGGCCGCGUGGGCGCGCAAGCAGGCCGAGGACCUCACCGAGGAGCUCGACGAGCUGCUCCGGUCGCACCGCCCGCGCGCGGGGCUGAUCGAGGAGGACGUGCGGCAGCAGCGGUCGGUCAAGCUCCUGGCGCAGAAGCGCAGCGUGGACGCGCACCUGCGCGGGAUGGGCCGGAGCAUCCUCGCGCAGUGCGCGCGGUUCGAGGGCGCGGUGGAGGAGCGGCGGCACCAGAUCGACCGGCUGCUGCGGCGCCUCCGGCAGCAGGAGGGCGCGCUGAACGUGGACAUGUCGGUCAAGAGCGUGGAGAUCCGCGUGCGCGAGGCGCAGCAGCAGCAGGGCGUGCUGGAGCGCGCGCUGGAGCAGGCGUGCCUGAUGCUGUCGACGUCGGCGGAGGAGGACGCGGCGCGGCUGAAGGCGGUGAACGAGCGGUUUGCCGCCGAGGUGCUGGUGCCGUUCGAGGAGGGGGGGGAGUUCGCGGAGGCCAACAUCCGGCGGUACAAGGCGCAGCUGGAGGACUGCAACACGGUGGUGCGGCUGAAGAUGGAGGCGCAGCUGGCCAAGGUUGAGGAGCUGCAGAAGGAGAUGGCCGCCAGCGCCGGCGCGGCGGUGGAGCAGCUCGGGCGCGUGGCGGAGGUGCACAAGGAGGACCUGGCGCUCGUGGAGGCGCUGGAUCGCGCGAUCAACGCGGCGCGGAGCCGCGCGGACAAGAUCUUCAGCGCCAGCGAGGAGCACGCACGGCGCAUCACGCAGGAGAUCCAGACGAUGCGCAAGCUGAUCCGCGUGCGGCCCGAGGACGCGGAGGCCAAGUUCGCGGAGCGCACGCCGGGGCCGAAGCUGGCCGCCGAGGGCAACCACGGCGGGCACGAGCUCGCGCAGGACCUCGUGGACUGCUCGAACCGCCUGCGCGUGCUGGUGGCGUCGCGCGGGCGCACGCUCGACGCGGUGCGCGACGGCAUCGACAUUCCGGUCAACCUCUUCCGCCCGUGGAUCGAGGGCGAGAACACGGAGCCGCCGUUCGAGGACGACGAGGACCAGAACGACGCGGAGAGCGAGUGGACGCAGGGCGGGCUGUCGCUGGAGAAGCUCGGCAUCACGCGCGAGGAGCUCGAGGGCGUGACGGUGCGCGUGCGCGUGCACGAGCUCAUCGAGCGCUGCCACGAGCAGUGCGCGCCGGUCGCGCAGGCCUACUACGAGAGCAAGGACCCCGAACGCGCCAUCACGCGCCCGAAGCGCAUCCCGCGCGAGCUCGACGAGCUCAACGAGGUCAACAACCGCAUCCUCAACGACAUCCGCGGGCGCCUGCGGCGGCACCUCGAGGAGAGCCUGCUCGAGUUCCGCGAUCAGAUCAUCUCCAUCAACCGACAGCUGCUCGCGCUCCCGGGCGCCGCCGCGCGCGCCCUCAUCUACCACGACACGCGCGAGUACAUCCGGCAGGCCCAGAAGAUGGACAGCCGGUACGCGUCGCGACAGAAGCAGCUGCGCAACGAGCUCGAGCAGCACCGGCUCGCGAUCCGGCCGCAGCUCGGGGAGCCCAACUGCCAGCCGCUGGUGGACGAGCUGGUCGAGGAGGAGUCGGCGCGCGCGGAGACGAGCGUCGAGUCCAUGAAGGCGCGGGCGCGGAACUCCAUCGAGGCGCUCUCGCGCGCGGGGCCGAUCAUCCGCGGGCGGCUCGCGCUGCUCGCGCGCGGCCUGGCGCGGAUCUGCGACGGGAUCAUCGUUCCCGGGGACCUGCGGGAGGCGCGCGGGGACGACGAGGGGGAGGAGGACGCGGUGGCGGCGGCGGAGGCGACGGGGGGCCUGAAGCGGACGAUGACGCAGGCGGCGGCGGCGGCGGUGCAGGCGGAGGCCAGCCACUCGUCGGUGGGGGUGGCGCAGCCCGGGGCGCCGGCGCCGCGGACGCGGAUGAACAUCAAGCAGCUGAAGCGGCUGGCGCUGGCGCAGGCGGACGCGGGGUCGGGCGGGACGGGGCAGGAGGCGAACGAGCGCGGGCUGGUGCGGCGGACGUGGGAGCUGGAGCACGGGAGCAUCUCGCCGGGCGCCAUCGGGUGGGGCGAGGAGGACGUGUCGAUGGCGCGGCCGCUCGACGACGACGACGAGGACGACGAGGACGAGGAGGAGGAGGAGGAGGACGAGGGCAACGUGCCGCUGCAGGUCGAGGGGCUGGACACCCCCGUGCACCGCGCGUGCAUCCGCGCGUACGUGCAGGCCCUGGAGACGCUGUCGUCGGCGUUCCGGUCAAUCGUGGACGACGUGCGCUCGACGCUCAGCGCGGGCCUGCGCGAGGAGGAGCUCUUCCGCCGCCAGUUCAACAAACUGGUCAACACGCUCCAGCGGUCGUAUGUCUGA